This is a messenger RNA of Rhodamnia argentea, 2910 nucleotides long. Its product is annotated as histidine--tRNA ligase, cytoplasmic. Gene Ontology annotation, molecular function: histidine-tRNA ligase activity; ATP binding. Lineage: Eukaryota; Viridiplantae; Streptophyta; Magnoliopsida; Myrtales; Myrtaceae. Gene Ontology annotation, cellular component: mitochondrion. The record is from RefSeq and is a predicted model, not a curated record. The transcript is spliced from 7 exons. Gene Ontology annotation, biological process: mitochondrial translation; histidyl-tRNA aminoacylation. The coding region runs from base 56 to 2716 and encodes 886 amino acids.
GUCCCUCUCCUCUCUACCCCCUGCGUCCCUCUCCUCUCUUCCCCCUGCGCUUGCAAUGGCCGACGGCGGCGAAACCACCUCCGGGGUGGUGAUGUUGGGAGGCAAGGGUUCCUCCCUCACUCCGUCCUCGUUAUACGCAGUAUCUGCCGGUAGUGCGCGUGUGCGCGUGGACUCGUCGGCGCGCGAUCGCCUCGCUUCUUCAUCGGGCGAUCUGAUUUCUCCCACCGCCGGUUUCCAUUUCUCCUUCCCUGGUUACUUUACCGAUGUGGAAACGCGCGCUUAUCUUACGGUGCUUCUCAACAAGCUCCUCCUUUCGGGUUGUUCAGGUACGCGGACGGCACUCGUUGACGUAAUUUUGGAUUCCUUAAGUUCUGUCCCCUGCAAGGAUUUUGGGCAUCUCGCCGUCACGGACGAAGAAGUUUGCAUAUUAGGGAAAGCGCAUUCCCAUCUAUAUGGAACUUGCGCGCUUUUGGACCACAUGUCGACGGCCUUGUCCACCAUGGUCGAUGUGGUCGCUGCAUUGUCGUGUGAGGCCAACAAAGCUGAUGUGGCGGUCUUCAAUCUAAUGGACUCGGGCGAUGGGUUUGUCUCGAAGGAUGAGAUCGGAGUGGCGAGCGAUUUUCGAGUUCUACUUAAUGGGUCUAAGUUGGUGGGUGAGGUGGAGAGCGGGGCGAUUUCGUCCAUUCCCAAAGUUCAUGCAUCAUUGAGAAGGGUGGUGAAAUCAGUACAUUCGGAGGUGCGAGUGUACCUUAAUUCGUUAGUUAGAAUACAGAAAGUUGGGUCUACUGCUGAUGGCGCAGCAGAUGACGUUGUGGAUGUGUUGUUUCCGCUGGCUCGUGUGCUGCUGAGGAUCGGUAAGAGCUCUUUAUGCCGAGCGAAGAUGAAUUUAGAUUCAAUUGCUGCUGAUGACCUGAAAAGCAGCUUAACAGGUAUGUUUGAGAAGGACUGUAUAGGUAUGGAUGAUUUGGAGAAUGAGAAGAAGGCUCUCAAUGAUGCAGAUAUUGAUGGAGAUUUUGAGAAUUUUGUGCACGAAUUGUAUGUGCUUUGUGGUUUUGUCUGGAAAGUAGUUGUUUGGGAGGCAAUUACUGCAUUUGUUGCUCUUGAGGGAAGUGAAUUGAGCGAAAAGGGAAAGGAUGAAGAAAUUAAUGGGGUGCAAGCAGAUGGGAAAAGUGAGAAGAAGAAGAAGAAGAAGAAGAAGAAGGUGUUGGGGAGAGGUUCAACUGUUGUGGUGCAAUUGAUUAAGGAUAGAUUUCAAAUGAACGGAGCAACUGACGGUGAUAAUUCAGUUUCACUAGAGAAACUUGUAAAAGAUAUAUUACUGUUCCUGGACACGAGGGGUACAGAUUUUGAGCAUUUCUUGAACAAAGUGAAGGACAUUGUGGAAAGUAAUGAGAGUAGAAGGCUACCGAAGCUUGCCAAGGGAACUCGUGAUUUUGGGGCAGAACAAAUGGCAGUAAGAAAGAAAGCAUUCUCCAUUGUAACAGGGGUUUUCGCGAAGCAUGGCGCCACAUCACUUGAUACUCCUGUUUUUGAAUUGAGAGAGACUCUGAUGGGGAAAUACGGCGAGGACUCAAAGUUGAUAUAUGAUCUUGCUGACCAGGGUGGAGAGCUUUGUUCUCUACGAUACGACUUGACUGUCCCAUUUGCGAGACAUAUGGCCAUGAAUGGACUUACGUCAUUGAAGAGAGACCACAUUGCCAAAGUAUACCGGAGGGAUAAUCCUGCUAAGGGUAGAUACCGAGAGUUUUACCAGUGUGAUUUUGACGUAGCUGGGCCAAGUGUAAGGAUGGGGCCAGAUUAUGAGGUCAUAGAAAUUCUUACAGAGUUGCUUGAUAAACUGAAUCUUGGAGAUUAUGAGAUAAAGCUGAACCACCGGAAGUUAUUGGACGGUAUGCUGGAAAUAUGUGGCGUGCCAUCAGAGAAAUUCAGAACUAUUUGCUCUAGUAUUGACAAGUUAGACAAACAGUCAUUUGAGCAGAUCAGGAUGGAGAUGGUGGAGGAAAAAGGUUUAACUGCUGAGAUGGCAGACCACAUUGGCAGUUUUGUAAAGGAAAGGGGUUCACCCAUGGAAUUGUUGUCAAAGCUUCGACAGAAGGGGAGCAAAUUCUUGGAAAAUGAAGGAUCUGUGAAUGCCCUGAAUGACUUGGAGAUAUUGUUCAAUGCCUUGGAAAAGUCACAGUGUAUCGACAAAGUUGUUUUUGACUUGAGUCUUGCCAGAGGUCUCGAUUAUUAUACAGGGGUGAUAUUUGAAGCAGUUUUUAAGGGGGAGACACAGGUUGGGACAAUUGCUGCUGGGGGGCGCUAUGACAACCUUGUAGGAAUGUUUGGUACAAAGCAGGUUCCGGCGGUUGGUGUUAGUCUGGGAAUUGAACGAGUAUUGGCAAUAAUGGAACAGCUUCAGAAAGAUCAGAAUCAGAAAAUUCGAGCAACGGAGACGCAAGUUUUGGUCGGAUUUUUGGGGGAUGACUUGCCUUUAACGGCACAGCUGGUGAAGGAGCUCUGGGAUGCUGAUGUGAAAGCAGAAUUCAUGGUCCAUAAAAGAAUGGAUAAGCACAUUGGUUACGUCAAAGAGAACCAGAUCCCCUGGCUGGUGCUAGUAGGGGAACGGGAAUUGAGUGAAGGUGUGGUAAAGUUGAAGAAUAUGGAGAAUGGCAAAGAGGAAGCAGUUCCUAGAAGCGCCAUGGUUCAAGAACUUCUCAACCGUUUGAAGGGUUGAGAACUUCAAUUACAUUACUACUUCUAUACUGUUCAUCCAUUUUGACCACUAGUGCUUCUAUUCUACUCCUUUACUGUUCAUCCUUUUUUUAACAUUACCGGCAAGCACUAGUAGUUUUCUUUCAUGCUUAUGAUGCCGGUUGUCAGAUACUGCUUCUGGCAACAAGGUUGAAACAAUAGAAAUUAACAUUUCAU